Striga asiatica is the source of this 675-nucleotide messenger RNA. The record is from the annotation of a GenBank genome assembly. NCBI's taxonomy places the organism in Eukaryota, Viridiplantae, Streptophyta, Magnoliopsida, Lamiales, Orobanchaceae.
AUGAGCAGCGCCUCUCCACCGUCUCCGCCACCGGAAAACCUCGAGGACUAUUCCGCCGCCGCAACCGUCGUCCCCUUCCCUAGUCCGCUCCCCCUUCUACGCGGGCCCAUUAAAGCCGGCCCAUCCGACGACCUGUCCUCCGGCCCGUACCUCCUCGCGUUCAAAAGCCCACGCGCCUGGGCCGCCGCGUACAAAGCAUGCGAAGCCCAGAUCACCUCCCAAUGCGAAUCUGGGGCCCGAAUAGGUUGCUCCAUCUCCGCCUCCAGCAAAUGCAAACCCCCCUGGUGGAAAACCAUUUUGGGAAUUUCCUCCAAACAGGACCUUACUGAGAGAGAGAGAUGCGAGGAGAGAGAAAUGGAAGCUUGUUUUUCAGCCGCGAAAGAGAAAUGCGGCGGUUUUGCGAAACAGAAGUGUGGGCCCGCGUUUAGGGAUGGUAGGGUUGAGGUGGGCGGCUCGGAUUUGAAGGCGGCGGUGGACGACGAGGAUGUUUUCAGGUUGAUAUCGGGGGUGUGUUUUGCAAAUGAAAGAAGACGUGGGGUUGUUUUUUGGGGAGUGGAUAAAUCUUGGGACGAAUUUCGGAAAGUGUUCGAGGUUACUUGUGUUAGAGGGAGGGACUUGAUGAGUUCUGAUGAGAUGAGCAUUGAGGAUUAUUUGAGAAGGAGCAACUGCAGUUGA